CUGACGAAGCACCUACCUGGUUGGGAGAGGUGUGGCUGGAUAGGAGUUGCAAAUGCGCCCGCGCUCCGUGAACUGGUGGGCUACCUCCGUACACGGAGUGCUCCGACAACCUUCAAGUGGGUCAAAGGACAUUCGGGAGUGAGGGGAAACGAAGAGGCGGACCGGCUUGCCAGUGAGGGGGCCAAGCACCCGCCGACUGUGAGACCCACUCACCUCCCCCCACCUGAGGAAUAUAUCAUCCGUGGUGCAUCCCUCGCCCACCUCACGCAGCGCCUGGCAUACCGGGGCAUCCGAGGCUGGAAUGCUGGGGAGGAGAGACCGGCGACGAAGAGGGCUAUCGCGAUGAUACAAGAAUCAAUCCAAAUGGCCUCUGGAGCCCGCCCUGCGGAACCGAUGAUCUGGAACCUACUUAGGAAGAAUGCAGUCUCGAGGAAGGCACGGGACUUCCUCUGGCGCGCCCUCCACGACGGCCUCCGAGUGGGCAAAUACUGGGCCCACAUACCCGGCUUUGAGACGCGGGCGAUGUGUGCUGCCUGUGGAGUGACUGAAUCCCUGGAACACAUACUGUGUGAGUGCUCAGCACCAGGACAGAACGUAGCAUGGGCGCUAGCGCGCGGAUUACUCGCGAAGAAAUCUGUCCGACUGCCCGCGGUCAGCUUGGGCAUCGCCCUUGGCGGACACGCCUUCGCGGCAUUUAACGAACAAGAUGAACUCCUCCAUGGCGCGACGCGCCUGGCACGGAUCAUCCUCACGGAGACUGCGUACCUGAUCUGGGUACUGCGUUGCGACCGAGUUGUCGGUGACCGUGUCCCCCUCCCACGAGCACUAGAAGAAGAAUAUGUAGAACGCCGCUGGCUCCGGGCCCUGAACAAACGCCUGCAAAAUGAGUGCACGUUGGUAAGUAAACGAGUAGCGGGGAGAUGGGCCAUCCCCUCCGCGACAGUGUUGGCAACAUGGGAGAAGACCUUGCAAGAUGAGCACCGACUGCCGCUCGAUUGGAUCCAUUCACCGGGGGUUUUAGUGGGUAAG
Messenger RNA from Trametes versicolor FP-101664 SS1, 1029 nucleotides. RefSeq lists its product as uncharacterized. NCBI's taxonomy places the organism in Eukaryota, Fungi, Basidiomycota, Agaricomycetes, Polyporales, Polyporaceae. The annotation marks the transcript as partial. The transcript has a single exon. Gene Ontology annotation, molecular function: RNA-DNA hybrid ribonuclease activity; nucleic acid binding. The record is from RefSeq and is a predicted model, not a curated record.